AUUUUGGCUUAAGCUGUGGCGGCCCAAAUAUCCAGCUGCGACCCGAGCGAGCUCCGAGACUACCCCGCUUGGCAAGGCUGCUUGCAGUGGCUCCGAACGUGGCAAUGCUUGUGUUCACGAGGCUCGCUUUGGCUGCUGGUAUAGCGGUGGCGACGGCUGGGGAGACAGGAUCCAAGCUUGGCGUCACCGAUGGCCCCGCGUAUUACAACAAGGCGAAUUUGCGAUUGGGCGGCGUAGACCACAUCACGCGGUUGGGGGAAUCGUGUGGUUUUAUGGACGCCGCAUACCAGUCCAUUGCCAUCAAGCACGUGAACAUGCGGGACUCCAGUUGGUGCAAGGCUAUCGACGACCUGUCCGCGGACUGGGAUAUUUCUUUGGUUCUGAUGGACGCGACCGAGCAAGCAGAAGGUGAUGCGCCGCCGAAGGCAGCGCUGUCUGCUGGACUGAAGUUGGUCGGCUCAUCGGACGACGCCCAGGCUCCGUUCAUGAGCUGGGUAGGCACCAGCGUGGCACCGUGGAACGAGUCCAACUUUUCGGGCGCGGACAAUAACAUUUUGCCCGUGCACGGGAUCCUGGGCCCAUCGUACAGCGGCACCACCAUGAAGACCAGUUCGUUUUUCUCAAGUUUUAACGUGCCCAUCAUGAGCUCUUACGCCACCAACCCCGCCAUGUCCCAGAAGACGGGCAACAGCGCGUACCCCAACUUCUGGCGCACUUGCCCCCCGGACUCUUUGAAGAUGGGUUUGGUGGCCGCCUGGCUGAAGUCGUGGGGCAUUUCCAGGGUGUUCGUGGUCACCAUCGACGACAGCUUCCCCAUUGGCAUGCGGGACGCGUUGCAGGGGUACUGCCCUACUUACAAUAUGACCUGCGUGCUCGCGAGCAGCCUGGUGCCCGCCGCCGCCGAGGCACAAACCGACGAGUUCUUGAAUAGUCUGAUGGACGAGUUCGCGGCCUCGGGAACUAGAACCAUCGUGCUCAACGGCCUGGUGGCGCAGAACGCGAAGAUCAUGCAGAAACUGAACGCCCGAGGCCUAUCCAACGGCGACGACGGUUAUAUCGUCGUCCACCCAGAAAAAGUCGGUCUAACUGAAGUCGACUUUGAGGGGGCGUUCGCGGUGCUGCCCAGCCACGAGAUACCUGCCGCGUGGCUGGAAUCGUACAGCAUGGAACCGCCGCUGACAGCAAAAGUAAAGUCGUGGGUGAAUGCUGGCGGAUUUCUGAACGACUCCUUUGUGCAAACUGCUAUCGAGCAGUCACCUCUGUGCGGCACGCAGCAGAACGUGCUGUGCGACAGCACCAGCAUCGGCUACAACGGCAUGAUGGGCCCACCGGAUUCUGAAAGGGCAAGCGUCGCGCAUUUUACGUGGCCCGCGGUGAAUCAGGACUUCAGUGCUUGCAGCGAGUAUAGUCCGUUAUCGUACGACUCGGUGGUGUCCUACGCGGCUGCGUUCGACAUUGGGUUGCGUUUAAACGCGCUAGGCCACGCCCAGGGCUUCGACAAGGACUCGGUGACUUCAGGGAAGCUGAUGGAGAUGCUGAACAUCCUGACCCAGGGCGUAGAUGUGGCUGGCGACCCUGUGAUGCUCGAUAAGGAUGGCGACGGCGUGCCGGACACCCACGUGAAGCAAUUUUACGGGACUUGUCUCGGCUCGGGUGGGCCCAUCGGGUUCGAGUGGCGCGACGGCAUGCGGCAGGAGCGCAGCUCCCACUUCUCCGUGGUCAACUACCGGAAAGCGUCUGCAGAUGCCUCGACGCUGACCAAUUACGAGACGUGGGACUUGUACAGCGCGACGCCUGAGGAUCUCGCGACUUGGACGCCCAAGCCGCGGGCUGAGAAUCUCGCGGGCGUCAAGUUCGGGACGGGGACACAGCUGGGCUUCCCCCGACCCGAAGGCGCGUUGCUGGGCAUGCCUCCGGUGUGCCCACCAGGGCAGUAUCUGGAUGCCGACGUCGGAGACUGCACCUUCACCAGCGCCGGCUUUUACCAGCCACUGGAAGGGCAAGACUCCCAACUGGAGUGCCCACCAGGCACAUCUUGCGAGAGCGGCGGGUGCGCGGAUCAGUGCAACCCGUGCCCGCCAGGGCAGUUUCAGAGCCAGAGUGGCCAGGCGACCUGCGAGCCGUGCCCCGCGGGGUCCACCACGGGCACGCCGGGCUCUUCGAUUUGCUCGCCGUGUCCGCCGGGCGAGUUCGCAGCUCUGGAGGGGAUGGACUCGUGUGCUUCGUGCGCGAUUGGACAGGUGCAGACUGCGGAGGGACAGACCUCGUGCGAGGAUUGCCCAUCGGAUCGGACCACGUUCGAGAAAUCUGCCUCGCUGUUCGCGAGUUGCUUGUGUGUCGAGGGGACGAUGGAGCCAGUAAAGCCCGUUCUGGUUGAUGGUGAUGUGGCGACCAAAGAUGAUCUCCCCGCCUGCCAGGAGUGCCCGGAAGGUUUCGAGUGCCCACUGGGCUCGUCCUUCACAGACGCUCUGGGCGAGAGCCACGAUCUAUAUGGAUACGUGGAGCCGGACGCAGAGCAGCUGAACAUCAUCAAUGUGUCGAGACCGAACAUGGCCGUCGCCGAGGGGUACUACCUGGCGGCGGACUACAAGAGCUCGGCGGGCUCGGCCUCCGACCAGUUGGCGCUGAACAUCUACCUGUGCGAUGGACUGGGCAUUCAGCGGCUGAGUCAGGAGGGAUACGUGAGUUCUUGCCCGGGCGGGCCCGCCGACGCGUGCAGAGACGGCCGUGAAGGCAUCGCGUGCGCUAAGUGUGCCGAUGGCUCGUACACCACUAUCGACGGUCCCUGCGCUGAGUGCGAUGGCUGGGAGCCAGCCAUUCUGGUUUUUGUGAUCUUGGCGGGCUUUGCUGCGGUGGUGGCCAGCUACUACUUCAUCAAUGGACCGCUCGACGGUCAGAUGUCGCCGCUCAUGGUUUUGGCGAUGUGCGCCGGGACGUUUGUGAUGACGAUGCAGUCGUGUGCGGCAUUGUCAUCGCUGUCGAUCUCGUUUCCGAAUGGCCUUGGCGGGCUUUUCGCCGGGACACGGCUGUUCGCGUUGGACCUCAGAGUGCUCAGACCAGAGUGUUCUUUGGGCUCUUCCGUGAUCGCAAGCUACGCGCUGAAAGUGGGGUUGCCCUGGUUCCUGUUUGCGUUGUUCGGCGUGCUGUGCGCACUGAGCAAAUUGCUGCCAGAGCGGUUGCAGUGGGAGUCUACAAAAACGUUCAACACCGUGUGCAACUUCUUCCAGGCCGCAUUCAUCACAAUCAUCCUCACCGUAAUCGGGCCCUUCCGCACCUUUGCGCACCCCGGCAAGGGCGACCGCAGCAGCAUGCUGAGCAGCCCGGACAUCGACACCGUGAGCGAGACGUACGCUGGGCUCGUCGCUUUUGCGGUCUUUGGCCUCCUGCCUUGCUUUCUUUUCCUCGCGUUAUAUGUGUUCUCCGUGAAGAAGUCGCCCGCAUGGCGCGAGAACAACAUGACCAAAUAUCUGCAGGCCAUCAAGUUCGUGCUGUUCCGCUUCGAGGCCCACGCCUACUACUGGGGCUUGUGCUUUCUGGCGCGGUCAACGGCGGUAAGUGUAAUCACGUUGCUGCCCAGCCCGUUCGUGCAGCUGCAGCUGCUGUCGGUGGUGAUGGUAGUGUACUUGGUGGCCCUGUGCUUGGUUUGGCCGUGGAAGGCGCCAGUGGUGAACGCGCUGGACGCGCUGCAGACCACGCUGCUGCUCGUCAUACUGCUGGCGGCCACCAGGCUCGUGGGCGCGGACAACGGCGGCGAAGACGCUGGGGCCGUGACGGGCCUGAUCAGCACCUGCUACGCGGUGUUGCUGGUGGCGUUCGGCACCGCCGCGCUCCUUGUCUUGCGUGGGAAGCUCGACAUGGGUGACAAGACGGGUGACAAGACGGGUUCCGACAGCGUCCCCGAGAACCGUGGCGCCGAGACGGGUGCCGAUGUCGUCGAGGAGGACCAGGCCGCGGAGGUUGAUGAGAAGCCAGCGGACGAAACUGACGAGGGUAUUGAGGGUAAUCCAAUCGCUGACGAAGCUCGCAUGGAGGUCGCCACCCAGAUAUGAACGGCGGGUUGGCCGGCAGGACUGAUGACCUCCUGAGGUUUAUUCAUCUUUGCGUUGCCUGGUAUGGAUGGAGUCGCAGUAGUUUUUCCGGAGGUUUACAUCGCUUGUGUAACCCGGCAGCGCGCUUCCAACCCCACGCGGGCUUCUCUACACCUUGGGCGGCGCGCGCUAGUUCGAGCAGAGGUCGCCGCAGGUCGGCUUCUGAUUUUCCCUUAUCGCGCACACUGUUUCUUUCACCGCCUUUUCUUCGAAUGCAGCGCGCAUCUCCAUCUCUUGAUGACGACGCUGUGGCUUCUUGUGUAUUUUUGGCAGUGGCGAGGCUGAGGAUAGCGAAGCGCUUGGCAGCACCGCAGCAUUCCAAAUUGCUUGGUCAGGCACAGGGGAAGCGUUGAGGGAGGGGGGAGAUGGGGAGAUGUGACCUUGCAUAAUAUACUUUGUUCCCUAUGACCACACUUGCUCGCUUGUGCGAUAGGCACUUAUGGCUCCCCGUGCCAG
Prorocentrum cordatum is the source of this 4544-nucleotide messenger RNA. The record is from the annotation of a GenBank genome assembly. NCBI's taxonomy places the organism in Eukaryota, Dinophyceae, Prorocentrales, Prorocentraceae.